Molecule: messenger RNA, 2591 nt
Organism: Oncorhynchus masou masou (cherry salmon)
Lineage: Eukaryota; Metazoa; Chordata; Actinopteri; Salmoniformes; Salmonidae
Gene: derl1
Product: derlin 1
Exons: 7
Coding region: 233-1477 (414 amino acids)
Biological process (GO): endoplasmic reticulum unfolded protein response
Cellular component (GO): Hrd1p ubiquitin ligase ERAD-L complex; endoplasmic reticulum membrane
Molecular function (GO): misfolded protein binding; ubiquitin-specific protease binding
Source: RefSeq, a predicted model, not a curated record
AAUUUGACAGGAAGUGAGCAGUUCAAGAGCCAGUCGCGAGAAGAUCGAGGUAUAAUAAGAAGCCACGUCAUGAAAACUUGACUGAGGAACCAAACGUUCGUGAAUAAUUGUUGUCAUCGAAAGGGAAUUAUAACACAAGGCGUAUCGUCAGUCGCCACAGGACUUUGGGACUGUUAGUUUGCCUUUAGGCAAUUCGUUGACUGUGGUCGUUUUGCCAAGAUCGUAUGGAAAGAUGUCAGAUAUCGGGGACUGGUUCAAAACAAUCCCGUUCAUCACCCGGUACUGGUUUGCUGGGUCGAUUGCGGUUCCCUUGAUAGGUAAACUGGGACUAAUCAGUCCCAUGUACCUCGUCUUAUGGCCAGAGAACUUCUUUCACAAAUUUCAGGUAUGGAGACCAAUCACCUCCACCCUAUACUUCCCUGUGGGUCCUGGAACAGGCUUCCUCUACCUAGUCAAUCUUUAUUUCCUCUACCAGUACUCUACCAGGCUGGAGACAGGUGGGUUCACACAGUACUCUACUGGGCUGGAGACAGGUGGGUUCACACAGUACUCUACCAGGCUGGAGACAGGUGGGUUCACACUGUACUCUACCAGGCUGGAGACAGGUGGGUUCACACAGUACUCUACCAGGCUGGAGACAGGUGGGUUCACACAGUACUCUACCAGGCUGGAGACAGGUGGGUUCACACAGUACUCUACCAGGCUGGAGACAGGUGGGUUCACACAGUACUCUACCAGGCUGGAGACAGGUGGGUUCACGCCAGGUCACAGAAGGUGGGUUCACGCCAGGUCACAGAAGGUGGGUUCACGCCAGGUCACAGAAGGUGGGUUCACGCCAGGUCACAGAAGGUGGGUUCACGCCAGGUCACAGAAGGUGGGUUCACGCCAGGUCACAGAAGGUGGGUUCACGCCAGGUCAGAGGCUAGCUAGGCUGACAGUCUGCCAGCUCUCAUUUGCAGUUGUUAUGUUUGAGGCCAAACCAGUCUCUGUUUCUCUGGACAGCCAAACCUCCUGCCUGCUAGUGGCCGAGCUACAGUCUAUAACCGGCUUAAUGAUGGACAUGCAGCUCCUGAUGAUCCCGUUGAUAAUGUCCGUCCUGUACGUGUGGGCUCAGCUGAACAGAGAAACCAUUGUCUCCUUCUGGUUUGGGACACGCUUCAAAGCAUGUUAUCUACCCUGGGUCAUCCUUGGAUUCAACUACAUUAUUGGGGGCUCUGUUGUCAAUGAACUGAUUGGGAACCUGGUGGGCCAUCUCUACUUCUUCCUGAUGUUUAAAUACCCCAUGGACCUGGGAGGCAGGUCCUUCCUGUCAACACCUGACUUCCUGUACCGCUUCCUGCCCAACAGACGAGGGGGCGUGUCUGGGUUUGGAGCUCCACCCAGCAGGAGACCUGCAGCUCCCGAGGCCGGUGGUGGUGGAGGAGGUAUGGGAGGACGUCAUGCCUGGGGAGCUGGCUUCCGUCUAGGGGACGACUGAGGAGACUGUCCUACCGAGUAGCAGGACAAAGACUCUUGUCUCCACUCCUCAAGACUACCGCCGAUGCCCAAAUUAUACAGAAGAAAGCAGAUUGUUUUUGUAUCCAACUCCCCUUCCUUUGAACUGCUCAGAAAAGAGAUGUCUCAGCUGUGGAUAUGAUCAGCAUGUUAUUCUUUCAGUGCUCUCUUUUACACAAGAUGCCAUAUCUGAUUACACUGUAAUUACAGGGCUCCUCCUAACCAGUGUGUUGCCGCAGCCAGCCUUUUCAGAGUGUGGGUUUGGCUAUUUAGAAAAGCAUUGUUCUGGGAGAGAACAGCCGAAGCGCUAAGGACUGAAUUCUCUUUGCUCCUUAAAUAGAACACGGGGCAACAGCAACACUCACGCUGGCUGUGUAGAUAGAGGCUCAUAUAUAAUAACACAAAACAAUAUUUCUUGUUCACCCCCCCGGGGUCUGUGCGGUUGUAUGAUCACACCACACUGAAUGUUUGUCUGUUUUGAAUGGGGGAGUAGGGUCGAAGUUGUGAGGGAUUGAAAAAUGUAAUCUUCAACAUAGUGUAAUGAUGCAACAAUGCAGUUUGUAUUUUGAGAUAAAAGCCUACGGUUUGUGCUCAGACUGUCCCAGUAGAUGCUUUGGAUCCAUAUCAAACUGCAGUGUCAUGGUUCUGUGUCUCCUUUGAUUUAGCUCUGCAACAUGGCAAUUAAAUGAAACUGCAAGAUUUGAUGAAUACCCCCAGUUGGUGUGAAAUGGGUAUCAACUGUUUUCACCGUGAGUGAUUUGCUUGUUGCCAACUUGAUUUUCAUUCAGAAGAUGAACCAGGCUAAAUAGCAGCACUCUGGUCUUGAGGAUGAAUAUUUAGUUAUUCACCAGGGUCAAUUCAACAAGUUAACUGAAAUUACAAUUUGUUUCUACAAUGGAAUUGACCCCGACACACAUGUACAGUGACCCUUGACCUUAUACCAGAGGAUGUCUUUCAGUUGAGUAUCUUAUGAUUUUAUUAUUUUUUUUUUUGGCUGGGUCUGCUUCUCUAACUUUUGUACAAUGCCAUUUUGUACUUGAGUAAACAGAACGUAACAACUUCAGUUUUUGUUGUAUAAAAAAAAUCUUUGAACAUUG